AACUGUACAAACCUUAUUGUCAUUACAAAUGAAUUUAAAAUAUUAAAAUAAUUACAAGGAAAAGCAGCUUAUCAUAACAUCUACGAAGCUGAAACCAUGAAUUGCUUUUACAUAAAAAAUAUAUUUUUUUAAUUUCUGUCAAUUGAUUAUCGUAAUUGAUUUAUUGACUAAUCAUUUCAGCUGUGGGCUAACGUUACUUGUAUAAGCAGUUGGGCAGUUUAAUUUAUUACAAACUAUUUCACAAGUUAUUGGUAUGUUUUGUGUGCAAAAAAAUCUUUCAGAGUAACUAAAGCUGUCGAAUAAAUGUAAAAAUACAAUAUUUACCUUACAGAUGUGGUGUAGUGUUGUUAGAGGGCGAAAGUGGUAUCAAAAGAAACUACUCAAAGUAAAACCACCUCAAAUUUGUAUUUAAAUGCAGUACUUGAGUAAAUAUACUUUGUUACAUUGAGAAAAGGGGAAAAUAAGACACAAAUAAUACAAUUAAUUAAGAAAAUAGUUGGUUAAACAGUAGUUUGUAAACUGAUAAACCUAUCAAUAGAUUUUAACGGUUGUUUAAACACCCCCGUUACUUUCAAUGGUUACCACGGGCAACGCUGACUGUACACUCGCCUCCACCAAUCACAGAGCGAGAUAUUGCAAACGGGCCAAUCAGGGCGCUUCUUUGUCAGUCCAAACAACCGUCCGCUCCACAGAGAGGCGUCGAGAUUUAUGAAGGAAACAUGAAGCUAACUUAGCAUGUUAGCACUUAAAACUACCGUUUAGCUUUUUAAAUACUAGUUUAAUGGGGUCCGGGUUGAUCCUAAACUCGGUCUGAAUGUUGUUGUGACGUCUCGAAGGAAUGAAGACCCGGGAUUCACCGCCGCCACCGGUUCACGUCCACGUACCGGAGACCACACCUGUGCAUGUUCAUAUGAGGAGAAGUCCCAGCAAGACACCGCAGAGUAGAACAAAAGAUGCCCAGGUGAAGGGAGACGGAGGGAGGCCAAAGGUGCGGACGCCGUGGAUUCCUCCAGGAAGACUGUCCUGCAGGAGAGAUGUGGGCUCGUACAAGUGCCAGAGAAGCAGAUCGGAGCAUCGAUCAGAACGUGAUGAAGAGGAGCAGGAACAAGAGCUGGCUGCUGUAUCCAAAAACCUCAGUGUCCUACUCAGAGAACAAGACAGCACUCAGCAUUUAAAGAAGUCUGAUUCUCACGGUCAGCACAGGGAGACUGAUGUGCUCCUGAGGGCACUCGUAGAAGCAGAAAUCGAUGGCGUAGCUGUAGCUAAUCAGCUGACAGCUGUGAAGGAAACUAUCGACAGCUUUGCUAAGGACAAGCGGCUGUCAAAGUUGCACGCAGCUUCACUGGCACGACAACAGGAGGUGUUGCUGGAGAAGAUCGAGAUGUUUGACCACACGAAUCACAGCCUGCGAGAGCUCCUCAGAGAGUGGAGUGGCUACGAGAGAGAAUCACUGAUGUGGUUAGAACAGAAAGACACCAUAAAGAAGAGACUGACUGACAGUGAAGCAGAGAACAUUAGACUUGUAGCCAAACUCACCAACAAGGAGAAAGAGGCCUCUAAACUUGCUGAGCAUUUGGACUUUGAAAAGGACAACGCAAAGACGACAGGGGAGCUUUCAAGAAUCCUGCAGUCUACACGCGACCAUCUGGAAUCUGAGCUGAAGAGAACAGAGGCUGAAAAGGUCCACCUGGCUGCUCAGGCUCAGAGGAUGCAGCGGAUUCAGGAGCAGCAGCAAGAGGAGCUGCAGGCUUUGCAGGAGGAGCUACAGACUCUGAGGCAGCGGAGAGAAGAGGAGGAGAAGGAGGAGCAGAGGCGGCAAGACCAGGAGGCGCUGGCCAUGCUGACCCAGCAGGCCGAGCGAGCCGAAGAGUCCGCCAGGCAGCUCGCUGUGAAACUGCAGGAGAAGGAAUCCCAGUUGGCUCAGGCUCUGUCCACAUCCAGUGACUGGUGCCUCCGUCACUCUAAAGAGACGGCAGCUAAAGGACAGCUGGAGGAGGAAAUCUCUGUUCUCAAACUUCAGGUGUCCGAGCUGAACUCUCAGCUUCAUUCAGCGGAGGAGAGGAUUCGGACAGAGAGGGAGGAGCUCAGAGAGCAGCUUCAUCAUUUCAGUGCUGAAAACGCCUCCAUCAAGCUGGACAACCAACGACUCAAGGGUCAGCUGACGUCCUCUGAGGAGAAGCUCAAUGGUCUGCAGUCUGAAGCCCGACGCCUGAAAUCGUCGAUCAAAAAGCACGAAAACCUGGUGGAGAAAUACAAGAAGAAGGUCCAGCAGGUUCGUCUGGAAUCAGAUGAGUACUGCUUGAAGCUGGAGGCGACACAGACAGAGGCGCGGGAGGUGAAGGUGAGUCUGGAGAGGGAGACGGAGCAGGUGAGGAGGGAGCUGUUGGGCCGGAUCAGGGAGCUCGAGACGCUGCCCGACAGACUGAGGAGGACCGAGCAGCAGCUCAGAGAUGCCCAGCAGGAGGCCGACAUCCAUGAGAGGAGGAACAUGGAGCACGGCUCAGCCCUGUCUGAAGUCAGACACAAGGUGGAACAGCAAGGCACUCAGCUGGAGACGUUCCAGCAGAGGAACCUGCUGCUGCAGGAGGAGAACAGCGUCCUCAAAGAGAAGAUUCACAACUUGGAGAGGAGGCUGGAGGACAUGACAGUGGAAAACAAAGACAUGUGUCAGGCUGUCCUGUCAAAGGACAGCAGUAUCCGCAGCGUUCAGCAGCAGCUGGAAGAGAAGAGCCGUGAGUGCAGCGUCCUGUCCAGACAGCUGCAACACGCUCUGGACGACGCACAGAGACAGCACAGGAGUGUCCAGCUGUCACAUUACAUCAUGUCACAUCGGAGGUCUCUGUCAGCUAUGUGCACGAGAUCCACUUAAAAGAUGAGUGAGGAGCCUACUUGCUAUCGUCCUACGUUUGAAAUGUUACUUUUUAAAACAGAAAACACGUUUGAUAUGAUGAUAUAUUUUCUGGAAAUGGUAUACAGUGUAGCCAACAGAAAGUAGCCUAGCUUGUUAUUAGCGAUAGUCAUUUAGCUCACCAGAAACUUUCAGCUCCCUGGCGAUGUCCCUCCAGCCAGCUGCCACCUUGUGUUGGUUUCUGUAGUGAAAAAAGGAGGUUUCACAAAGAUAAUCCCUCAUUUCAACUUCAAAAUGGCACACAGCAUCGCCCACAGCCAAUUAGGACACCUUCUUUCCUCAGCUUCAAAUCCAAAAUGUUGCCAUAUUGGCGCAGUUUUACUUUUCUUGAGAGAUUAACUGCCAUGUCUCCUCUUGUUAUCAUUAUCUCGUUAAAAAACACAUGAACUUUCUGUUAAACAAACACAUUGUGUGCUGCUUGUCCCCUCUCCCACCACUGAGAACUGACCUCCUUUAUGUUGCCAUACUCGGCUCACAGCCAGUCAGACACUCAUGGCUCCAUUAGCCCGUUUAUACAAGAAGGUAAUAUAUUCAUCAUGUUGUCAUGUUGCUAUUACUUUUGCAAUAUGAGUUGGAUGUAGCACUGUUGAUGCUGACGUAGGCUACUUUUUAAUUUGCCAGAAUGUGUCAUAACAGAAAAUGCUGGUUCCGCCAUUUUUUUAAAAUGAAAUCAGACUUGUUAAAGUUCGUACACAGGACCGGCAAAACCAGAAAUGGACCCAACUGUCCUGUCCAGUGUCCACAGAACAAAAGUUAAAUCCUAAAAUAUAGUUUUUGUGGCUAUUUAGUAUUGCAAAUGUGUCGGAGUAUUGCAGAAGUAAAGUUUAGUUUACUGCAAAGAUAAAGACUGAUGCAGGCUGUGAAUUAAAUUGCACUGAUACAUGUCUUAGUGUGUCUGACAACAGUCUCAGAACUCAUCUGCUAUUCUCUGACAAGGAUAAAGCCUCAGGGAGCAGGAGUCAGUGAUUUAGUGUGAUCCAAGGGGGGCGAAGACUUCCUCUUCUGUGCGCCGGCCAUUUCAGUUAAUCUUUAUAAACAGAUAUCUUCAUAUUAAUGCAGAUACAUUUUUAAAAAGAUAAUACCACGAUAACUCAUCAGACAAUAGCAGAUGGGUUCUAAGACUGCAUUUCAGCCAAUGUACUCCUUUAACCUGCAUUUCAAACAUGAUUGCUCAAUACUGCUUGGACAACAAAAUGAAAAACAGAAGACCUCCAAUACCAAAAUCUUCUCCCAUCGCCUACAGAUUCUUCACACAUAAGCAAAGUCUGUUUAUAGAGAUUAAUCUGACUAUUGUCAGUGGUGGAGGAAGUAUUCAGAUCCUUUACUGAAGCAAAAGAACUAAUAAAACAACGAGUGUUACAUAUGAGUGUUACAUAUUGUAAAAGUAUGUAAGUAUAAUCAGGUAAAUGUCCCGAAAGUAUUUGGAAAUUGGAAAGUAGUGAUAAAUGGCGUCACAGUGACCCAGCACCCAAAGUAACACCUUCACAUUUUUGUUUUGUUUAACCAACAGUCCAAACCUCAACAUUAUUAAACGUAUAUCAAAAUAAUUAAAAGGAAAAGCAGCAUUUCCUAACUUUUGUGAAGUUGAAACCAUGCAGUGAUUUUGCAUGAACAAACUAAUCUGUUACUAAUCAAUGAAUUGAUAAAUCAACUAAUUGCUUGAGCUGUACUUGUGUAUACUAUUUGCUGACAGUGAUGUCAUUAGGUGAGGUCACCAGAAAAAGCAGUUUACUUCUGUUAUUUUUGGGUGAAUAGUAGAGUACAGUGGUCCAUGAAGGCAUCGUGAGGAAACCUUAGACUCCAUGUUUUCCUG
Epinephelus moara (kelp grouper) is the source of this 4721-nucleotide messenger RNA. Its product is annotated as outer dense fiber protein 2-like. Gene Ontology annotation, biological process: regulation of cilium assembly. The coding region runs from base 839 to 2869 and encodes 676 amino acids. The record is from RefSeq and is a predicted model, not a curated record. The transcript has 16 exons. NCBI's taxonomy places the organism in Eukaryota, Metazoa, Chordata, Actinopteri, Perciformes, Serranidae. Gene Ontology annotation, cellular component: centrosome.